Pungitius pungitius (ninespine stickleback) is the source of this 5475-nucleotide messenger RNA. RefSeq names its product adhesion G protein-coupled receptor L3-like. Gene Ontology annotation, biological process: adenylate cyclase-activating G protein-coupled receptor signaling pathway; cell surface receptor signaling pathway. The record is from RefSeq and is a predicted model, not a curated record. The transcript is spliced from 26 exons. Gene Ontology annotation, cellular component: plasma membrane. Gene Ontology annotation, molecular function: G protein-coupled receptor activity; carbohydrate binding. Lineage: Eukaryota; Metazoa; Chordata; Actinopteri; Perciformes; Gasterosteidae. The coding region runs from base 409 to 5049 and encodes 1546 amino acids.
GAGCAGCAUGGCUGGAGCCGAAGCUGAAGGGGCGAAAGCGUUGACGCUGCGUGCGUUUUUUCAAAAAGCUGCGCCAGCGGCCGGAGCUGUUUGCAGACGGUGGAGCCGCGCGCAGAGCACCGGGACGCCGGAGUCGGUGGAGAACGAUGCGGCACUAGAGGAUCUCAACACAACCGGGAUGCAGGAAAGCAAUCGGAAAAGGCACCAGUCUGAAAAAACAAACAAAUGGACACACCAUGGUUUUUCUAUCUGGCAUGUGACACACAGGAUUGAUUUUGGACAGAUUCUGGCACCACAGCAACCGGACUCGUGGUCCUGUGGCACAGCGGACGCAGCCCCCGCCAUAAAGAGGGCCAGAGACUGAACUCAACUGGGACCGUUGGCAGCGGGCGGUAAGAGGAGGAGGCCAUGUGGACCGCACGCCUGCUAGUCUUCGCCAGCCUCUUCGCACCAGCCGCUCUCGCCUUCAGUCGAGCACCCAUCCCCAUGGCGGUGGUGAGGAGGGAGCUGUCGUGCGAGAGCUAUCCCAUCGAGCUGCGAUGCCCAGGCACGGACGUCAUCAUGAUCGAGAGCGCCAACUACGGCCGCACCGACGACAAGAUCUGUGACGCCGACCCAGCGCAGAUGGAGAACACCCGGUGUUACCUCCCGGAUGCAUACAAGAUCAUGUCACAAAGAUGUAAUAACCGGACCCAGUGUGCCGUCGUGGCCGGACCAGAUGUAUUUCCUGACCCUUGCCCGGGAACCUACAAAUAUCUCGAGGUCCAAUAUGAAUGUGUCCCCUACAAAGUGGAACAAAAAGUAUUCCUGUGCCCAGGGCUUCUGCGCAGGGUGUACCAGAGCGAGCACCUCUUUGAGUCGGACCACCAGUCUGGAGCGUGGUGCAAAGACCCGCUCCAAGCCUCCGAUAAGAUCUACUACAUGCCCUGGACACCUUACCGCACCGACACCUUGACCGAAUACUCCUCCAAGGAAGACUUUAUCGCCGGAAGGCCGACCACCACUUACAAGCUGCCGCACCGCGUGGACGGCACCGGCUUCGUGGUCUACGACGGGGCGCUCUUCUUCAACAAGGAGCGCACGCGCAACAUCGUCAAGUUCGACCUGCGCACCCGCAUCAAGAGCGGCGAGGCCAUCAUCGCCAACGCCAACUACCACGACACCUCUCCGUACCGCUGGGGAGGGAAGUCGGACAUUGACCUGGCCGUCGACGAAAACGGCCUCUGGGUGAUCUAUGCCACCGAGCAGAACAACGGGCGGAUCGUCAUCAGCCAGCUGAACCCUUACACGCUGCGCGUGGAGGGGACCUGGGACACCGCCUACGACAAGCGCUCGGCCUCCAACGCCUUCAUGAUCUGCGGGAUCCUGUACGUGGUGAAGUCCGUGUACGAGGACGACGACAACGAGGCCACCGGCAACAAGAUCGACUACGUCUACAACACGGAGCUGAGCAAAGAUGGCUCCCUGGACAUCCCCUUCCCCAACUCCUAUCAGUACAUUGCCGCAGUGGAUUACAAUCCCAGGGACAACCUGCUGUACGUUUGGAACAAUUACCACGUGGUGAAGUAUACUAUGGACUUUGGGGCGCUGGACAACAGACUCGAAACGUCCUCCUCUGUCAUGGUGUACAUGGACACAACCACCAUGACAACGAGGACCACCACUCGACCGACCACCGGUACCAUGACAUCCACACCGGCUAGGACCACCACCACCAAGACGCCCGCCACAACAAACGCGAUGGCCCCGUGGCCCCGGACCACAUCCACGGUGGUGGCCCCCGUGCAGACGUCUCUGGAGGGUUUUGUCCCUGAGGACGAGAACGGGGCGCCGCCUUCCUCGCAGUUUCCCAAAAUCCGGGUAGAGAACUGCAAUCCCCUGGUGAUGAUGGACAUCUCCUGGCCCAAGACCAAGCAGGGCCUGGUGGCCACGAUGCCCUGUCCACCAGGAACCACAGGCGUGGCCUCAUACGUGUGUGUCAGUCCAGAGGGGUACUGGGACCCCCAGGGACCGAAUUUCAGCAACUGCACCUCCCCUUGGGUCCAACUCAUCAGCCAGAAGCUGAGAGCCGGAGAGACAGCCGCGGUCGUUGCCAGGGAGUUGGCGGAACAGACCAAGCGCAAUCUUCAGGCGGGAGACAUCACCUUCACGGUGAAGGCCAUGGUCCAGCUGGUGGAUCUCCUGGACGUGCAGCUGAGGAACCUGACGCCGGGAGGCAAAGACAGCGCAGCGCGAAGCCUCAACAAGCUGCAGAAAAGAGAGCGUUCUUGCCGAUUUUAUGUUCAGGCCAUGGUGGAGACGGUCAACAACCUGCUGCAGCCGCAGGCCCAGGCGGCCUGGAGGGAGCUUAGCACGGGCGAGCAGCUGCGGGCCGCCACCAUGCUGCUGGACACCGUGGAGCAAGGGGCCUUCGUCCUGGCCGACAACCUGCUGAAGACCGACAUCGUGCAAGAGAACACCGACAACAUCCAGCUGGAAGUGGCGAGGAUGAGCACAGAUGGGAACUUGCCUGAUCUGAAGUUCCCACAAACGGGAGGACAGGGCAACGCUAUCCACCUCUCGGCCAACACGUUGAAGCAGCACGGAAGAAAUGGUGAGAUCCGGAUAGCGUUCGUGCUGUACAAACACAUCGGGGUCUACCUUUCCACGGAGAACGCCAGCAUGAAGCUGGGCAGCGAAGCCAUGGCUACCAACUACUCCGUCAUUGUCAACUCGCCGGUGAUCACGGCCGCCAUCAACAAGGACGCCAACAAAGUCUAUCUCUCUGACCCCGUCAUAUUUACCAUUAGACACCUGCAGCAAUCCGAGGAGAACUUCAACCCCAACUGUUCAUUCUGGAGUUACUCCAAGAAAACCAUGACUGGUUACUGGUCGACGCAGGACUGCCGCUUGCUCGGCACCAACAGGACACACACCACGUGCUCCUGCACCCAUCUAACCAACUUUGCUGUCCUCAUGGCCCACGUGGACGUCAAGAACUCGGACCCUGUUCACGACAUGCUUCUGGAUGUCAUUACUUGGGUCGGCAUCCUCCUGUCCCUGGUCUGCCUGCUCAUCAGCCUCUUCACCUUCUGCUUCUUCCGUGGCCUCCAGAGUGAUCGUAACACCAUCCACAAGAACCUCUGCAUCAGCUUGUUCAUUGCUGAGUCCCUGUUCCUGGUGGGGAUCAAUCGGGGUGACCAGCCGAUUGCUUGUGCCGUCUUCGCCGCCCUGCUGCACUUCUUCUUCCUGGCGGCGUUCACGUGGAUGUUCCUGGAGGGGGUGCAGCUCUACAUCAUGCUGGUGGAGGUGUUUGAGAGCGAGCACUCGCGGCGGCGCUACUUCUACCUGGUGGGCUACGGGGUCCCGGCGUUGAUUGUGGCCGUUUCCGCCGCAGUGGACUACCGCAGCUACGGCACCGACCGAAUUUGCUGGCUUCGCCUGGACACCUACUUCAUUUGGAGUUUCAUAGGACCAGCAACCUUGAUAAUUAUGCUCAAUGUGAUCUUCCUGGGCAUCGCUCUCUACAAGAUGUUCCAUCACACGGCCAUCUUGAAACCGGACUCCGGUUGCCUGGACAACAUCAAAUCAUGGGUCAUUGGAGCAAUUGCCUUGCUGUGCCUGCUGGGCCUGACCUGGGCCUUUGGCCUGAUGUAUGUCAACGAGAGCACUGUGGUCAUGGCCUACCUGUUUACCAUUUUCAACUCCCUGCAAGGAAUGUUCAUCUUCAUCUUCCACUGUGUGCUGCAGAAAAAGGUGCGUAAGGAGUACGGUAAAUGCCUGCGUACCCACUGCUGCAGUGGCAAAAGUGUGGACAGCUCCGUCGGCUCUGGAAAAGGCACCGCCUCCCGCGCCCCGGGACGGUACUCCACUGGCUCACAGAGCCGCAUCCGUCGAAUGUGGAACGACACAGUCAGAAAGCAGUCCGAGUCUUCUUUCAUGACCGGAGACAUCAACAGCUCUGCAUCCCUGAACAGAGGGGCUAUGGCUAACCAUCUUAUACCUAAUGCACUCCUACGUCCUCAUGGCACUAACAAUCCCUAUAACACAUUGCUUGGGGACUCGGCAGUCUAUAACAACCCUCUGGGCAUGUACAACACACAAGAGCCCUACAGAGAGACAAAGGGAAUACUGAACAAUGCCCGGGAUACAAGUGUCAUGGAUACUCUACCACUGAAUGGUAACCAUGGCAACAGCUACAGCAUCGCCAGCGCCGAGUACAUGAGUGACUGCGUCCAGAUCAUUGAUCGGGGUUACAACCACAAGGAGACCACCCUGGAAAAGAAGAUCCUGAAAGAGCUCACCUCCAAUUACAUCCCCUCCUACCUCAACAAUUCCCACGAGCGCGCAACUGAGCAGAACCGGAACCUUAUGAACAAGCUGGUCAACAACGUCAGCAACGGGGGCAAGGACAGCGGCUACGGCAUGGGCCUGGGGAUGGGGAUGGGCAUGGGGAUGAACGUGGCGCUGAGCCUGGACGAGCACUCCACCUUCGGCCCGCACCACGACGAAGGCCUGGGCCUGGACCUGAUCCGCGAGGAGUCCAACGCGCCGCUGUUGCCUCAGAGACCCCUCCCGUCCCUGCAGGCGGUGGACGCCAUGAACAAUCACCUCCACCAGUCCGCGCCGCCGCCGCCGCCCCUCCCCCUGCCCCACCACCCCUUCUCGUCCGCCGCCACUUCCUCGUCUCGCCGGAGGAUCCCGCAGGAGAACAGCGAGAGCUUCUUCCCCCUACUCCCCAACGAGCACACCGACGACGAGGGCUCAUCGCCCGGCCACAACCACCAGAGGGACUCCCUCUACACCAGCAUGCCCAUGCUGCCCGGCCUGCCCGACCCGUCCGCGGAAGCCGCCGACGGCGGGGACGCCAAGAGCCCCGAGGCCGGCUCGGACGACGUUUACUACAAGAGCAUGCCCAACCUGGGCUCACGCAACCACCUGCACCAGCUGCACUCCUACUACCACUUAGGGCGGGGCAGCAGCGACGGCUUCAUCGUGCCCCCAAACAAAGAGGAUCUGUCUCCAGAAGAAGCCCCGCCGGAGCCCUCGCACCUGGUCACCAGCCUAUAGGCCCCAACGCCGCCGCCACCGCCACCGCCGCUCCUCCGGUGUUCCCCUCCGAUUCCCGUAGUCCUCUUCACCGUGUCCCCUCGUUCCUCCAGUCGUUGGCAGUGGUAGCCUUUCUUUUUAUUCUAUUCUGUCCCCCCCCCCCCCCCCCCCCGGAGACAGAGGCGGAGCAAAUGACUCGAACCCGCCUUCGCUGACCACAAGCCGGGGGCCAUUGUUGCCGCGUCCGAGGCCUGAUGUGUGACUAUUUGGUUAAACAUUGCAGGAACCUGUUGAUGUUUGUGUUCCUCUUCUCCAACCCUGUGUGGUUUGGUGUGUUUUGUCUCGGUGUGAAAAGAGACAAUUACUCACACAGGAUUUUUAGGUCUCAGAGAAAUAGUCUGACAGUCAGAAUGAACUGCAUAGCCCCCCUCCCCCCCCCCCCCCUCC